This is a messenger RNA of Phlebotomus argentipes, 636 nucleotides long. RefSeq names its product achaete-scute complex protein T3-like. The annotation marks the transcript as partial. Lineage: Eukaryota; Metazoa; Arthropoda; Insecta; Diptera; Psychodidae. The record is from RefSeq and is a predicted model, not a curated record. Gene Ontology annotation, molecular function: RNA polymerase II transcription regulatory region sequence-specific DNA binding; protein dimerization activity; DNA-binding transcription factor activity, RNA polymerase II-specific. Gene Ontology annotation, biological process: regulation of transcription by RNA polymerase II; developmental process. The transcript has a single exon.
AUGGCAACAGUCCUGAGGACAAUGGCGCUCGGACAGAAUUUCCACGUGUUGCCCCAGAAUUGUGUGAUUGUCUCACCAUCGGCCGUGCAGCAGGCCAAUGUGGGGCUCCAUGCCGCCGGCAAGCGGCCCAUCGCCCCGGCCCCAGAGCCCCGCGGGGCGCGCUACAUCUCUGGCGGCGGGGAGCUGAAGAUGGGCAAGAAGCGCAUGAGCUACACCUCCCACAUGCACCAGCCCUUUCCCACCACGCCGCCGAGUGUGGAGCGUCGCAACGCCCGCGAGCGCAACAGAGUGAAGCAGGUCAACAACGGAUUCGACAAGCUGCGCCAGCACAUCCCGCAGAAGAUCGUGGAGGUGGAGAACGGCGGGCGCGGCGCCAGCAAGAAGCUGAGCAAGGUGGACACGCUGAGGCUGGCGGUGAAGUACAUCCAGGGACUGCAGCAGCUCCUGGACGACAACUCCACGCACGACGGCAGCAGCCAGGGCAGCGGCUCCUACUACGUGGGCAGCCCCGUGCAGAGCCUGCAGGAGUCCCAGCCGCCCUGCUCCGAGGCGUCCGCCUCCCCCACGCCCUCCUACAACUCCGACGUGUCCGUGGGCCACGGCUACAACACCUCCUCGGCGCCGUACCAGGAGCAG